CGCACCCGGGGGAGCCCGGGCCGUGGCGGGGGGGACCCGGGCAGGGCCCUCACGGCGCUGCUGAGGCGAUCCCGGAGGGCCCACAUGGGAGGGGGGAGCAAUCACAUGACAGGAAGCGGGCGACACGUGACCCACGCUGCGGCGUGGCUUUGAGGCACAGGCUCUUUUCUCCCGCCGCCCCCCUUCUCCGUUUCCAUGGUGACCGGCGGGCCCGCAGCCCGCAACGGCGACAGAUGCCGGAAGUAAACGCUGCCCGGCGCGACAGCCCCGCCCGUUCCGGCGCAGCUGCCCAAUCAGCGCGCAGGACGCCGCGAGGGGACGUUUAAAUCUCCCGGGUCGGUUGGCGCCUGAGGCGCCGCGCCAUGGGCACCGCCGAGGAUAGAGAUUGGGUCAGCGUUGCCAAUGAUCUUCUAAGGAGCUGUCACAUAAACCAGCACAUAAAGCAUCUCUCAGAAUGUGGUGCUGAUGUGUUUGUUCGUCUUUAUGAGUCAAUCUUGAGAGAAAAAGUACCAGAUUUCAUAGCUACUCCUAGAAGCCAAGAGGAUGAUGCACAUAAUGUGCAAGCAGUAAUAGAUUCCCUGGCAUUGGACUAUUUGCAGGUCAGCUUGUCACACAUCACUGGUGAGAACAUUGUGAAAGGAGAGAAGGAAUCUAUCAGAAACCUCCUGGAAAUAUUUGAUGGUUUGUUAGAGUAUCUUACAGAAGAAGACAGUGAAUCUUCUCAGGAUGGAGAGGAGGCCAAUGUGCUAUCCAGUCAUGAAAUUCAGAUUGCACCUCAGGAGCAGCUGGAAAGCAAUGCUGGUCAACUUACACAGCCUUCAAUAUUCUCAUCAGUUGAAGGGUCCCAGUCAGAAUUUUCUGUUCCAUCUUAUGAUGUAGAUGGCUCAGAAUCUACCAGUGAAUUAAUUAGACUUGGAGAUACAGCCUAUUCGUUUUCCAAGAGAGAGGAAGAAUUCAAGUGGCCUGAAUUGUUACCAGCAGCAAAGGACAAGGGGGUGGAAGCAUCUAAACACUCAGAGGCUAUUACAGUUCCUAGACAGUUCUCUGAAACUGAAAGGGUCACUGUAAAGGAAAAGGAAGAUGGAUCAAUGGAGUCUGUUCAUACUACUGAACCUCAAAAAGGGAGUUUGAGUGCCAGUGCUACAAAACUUGGGGAGCCUAUACAACAAGCUAUUCCUUUGCUACCACCAUUUCAGCCUUCAGAAGGCAGACCUCAUUAUCCUGGAUGGAGAGAUUUUCACAGCUCAGCCAGCCAGUCAGCUGCUUUGGCUGAGAGUCAAGGAGUGACAAUUUCUACUCUUGAAAAGUCACUUACAGAAAAAGCUGAAGAUGUUUCUGGUAGUCCUCCUCUGUCAAGGAAGAUCCCUGUGGGAGACAAGGUGGUAUCAAGUGAUGCUGAGGACAGUGUGGCAAAGGUUCCUUACGUAUAUGAGACUCCUGCAUCUGCUUCCUCUUUACAUGAUAAACUCUCACUACGUGCUGAACAAGUAGAACACACUCCUGAAUCUUGGUACCUGCCUAGAAAGAAAAGCAGGUAUGAAAAUUCUACCACAGAUUCACUUGAAGAGUCUCUUUCCCACAGAACAACAGAGGAAAAGCUAUCUGAGCAAGAGCUUCAUGAAGUGUCAGAAAACAUCUCUCACAGGCUAAAUGAACUAGAUCUAAUGUUAAAGAGAGCUUUGGGUGGGCACACCAGAGAAGAAGAGCUGACAGAUGAAGACAACCUGUCUCAGCACAGUGACAGUGUCAUGGAUUAUCGCCGGAGGAAAGCUGAGCGAGACACACCGUAUCUAAGCAGGCCACGAUCCCUUUCUCCAUCCUCACCCUCAUCUCAGCAUCAACUCUCUUCUGAGUUGGGAGAUAAACCUUCCAGUAAUGGACCAGGCCCCAUAGGGAAAAUACGCAGCCAGCUGCAAAAAGAACGGGAUGAAAAAACAAAAAAUGCAAAGGUGGUUGCUAAAGCUUAUGAAGAUGAACUAAGAAUUUACAAAGCCAGGGAGAGGCUGAGACUUUCCAAGCUCAGAGAAGUCACCAAGGAAAUGGAACAAGAAUACAAAGAAAACAUCUUUAAAGAACCUCCAAAAAUGCCUCAGCCAGUGAAAGUUUAUUCUAGAAAAACCACACCUCGGAAUCCCAAAUACAGCCAGUGGAUUCCAAAACGAGGGACUGUGAAGCCAAAGAAAGCAGCUCCAAUAAAAGUAAGGGGUGAUGACCUCCUACUUCAGCUACUGGAAGAGUUUCCCCACCUGCAUAUUUCCCGCCAUACUAUGAAUAAAAUGUGGCAGCAGCAGCUUGCACAUACUGGACAACUUAAGGCAGCUUCUGACAGAAGCAGAGCAACACUCCAGAAUGAAGUUCAACAAGCUCUGAAGAAGCACGAGCUGCUUGUUGCACUUAUUAAAAAAGAUCAAGACCAUAACAAGAGACUGCAAGAACUUAAGCAACGUAUCCGCAGACAGAAAUGGGCUCAGAAUAAAGUGAGAGAGAAACGCCAGCAAGUGGCUCGAGCCAGGAAAUACUAUGAAGAUUACCGGGUUCAGCUGCGUGCCAAGAUGAUGCGGGCUAGGACACGGGAAGAAAGGAUAUUUAAAAACUUAUUUGAAGAAGGCUUAGAAAUUCAGAGGCAAAGGCUGAAGGACCUGAGAGCAUAUGCUAAAGAGAAGCGUGCUGAGCAAAGGAGAGAGCAUCAAAAUGAGUUGGAGUCUAUGGAGAACUAUUACAAAGAUCAGUUCUCCAUGCUAGCAGAAGCUUUAUCUCAAGAACGCCAAGAAAUCCAAACCAGAGAGAAAGCACAAGCACAAAUGCUACAGAAAACAAAAAGAGAACUGAGAUCAAGGAUGGAAAAGGAAAUACAGCAGCUGCAAGCAGCAAUAAUGCAAAGUGAUGACGACACCUUUUUCCAAGAACUAGAAGCAGACAGACUCAAAUCUAGACUUCAAAUGGUUUCCUUUCAGUACAGCAAAAGCCAUUUCUUGUAAAACUUAUGGUAACUAUCACUGCAGUUCUCUCUGGCAAAGGGGAUGAGAAUCUGAGAGCUGCUCUAACAGGAAGAUGGUGUGUUAUUCUCUAAAAUACCUGGUCUGUCAUUUUGACAUGUCAGAGGUGUAGCUGCUGCUAUCUGGAAUCUCUACAGCACUUUUAUGAUCACCAAUAAAGGUUUUUAACUACUUUCUACCUUCUUAGCAAGGCUGAAAUAAUGCUGGGCUCCACACAAAGGAAA
Strigops habroptila (Kakapo) is the source of this 3220-nucleotide messenger RNA. It is a transcript of the gene CEP95, whose product is annotated as centrosomal protein 95. The transcript is spliced from 22 exons. NCBI's taxonomy places the organism in Eukaryota, Metazoa, Chordata, Aves, Psittaciformes, Psittacidae. Gene Ontology annotation, cellular component: spindle pole; centrosome. The record is from RefSeq and is a predicted model, not a curated record. The coding region runs from base 363 to 2978 and encodes 871 amino acids.